Messenger RNA from Suillus fuscotomentosus, 405 nucleotides. RefSeq lists its product as uncharacterized. NCBI's taxonomy places the organism in Eukaryota, Fungi, Basidiomycota, Agaricomycetes, Boletales, Suillaceae. The transcript has a single exon. The record is from RefSeq and is a predicted model, not a curated record. Gene Ontology annotation, molecular function: protein binding. The annotation marks the transcript as partial.
CGAUGUCGAGCGACUUUACAGGAAUGUCUUCCAGGUCAUUCACAUCGAGCCACAGCUCUCGAUGACCUUGCCAAUAGCCUUCAUGGCAGAUUCGAGCAGCAGAGCGUCCUCUCGAACCUCGAGGAUAUUGAGCUCCAUUGUGCUGCACUCGAGCUCCGCCCUCCUUGCCAUCUUGAUCCACUCGUGUCUCUUGACAAUCUCGCUGUCACUCUUCGAGUCAGAUUCGAGCAGCAGAUUGUCCUCUCUGACCUCGAUGAGGCUAUCGAGUUCUGUUGGGUUGCGCUGGAGCUCCGUUCCCCUGCACAUCCUGAUCGACACAUGUCUAUCAAGAAUUUCGCUAUCAGCUUUCGAGACAAACUCGAGAAUCAGGGCAACCUCUCUUAUCUUGAUAAGGCCACUGAGCUU